This is a messenger RNA of Cuscuta epithymum, 650 nucleotides long. The record is from the annotation of a GenBank genome assembly. Lineage: Eukaryota; Viridiplantae; Streptophyta; Magnoliopsida; Solanales; Convolvulaceae.
GUUAAUACUCAUGUUUGAACCUUUAAUUUUUAUAGUAAAAAAUGAAGGAGCUUUUAGAGCAACGUGCAGCAGGGAAAAAUAAUUUGACGGAUGAAGAAAUUUAUGAAAAAGUUAAACCCAAAGGAAAAUGCCAACGUGAUCGUCGAAUGGGAGUAAGUCCUUCCAUUACAUCAAUGUAUGGGUCAUUCAGUGAAGGAGAACAAUUGCGUAAAGAAGCAGAAGAAGCCAAGAAAGAAGCUAAUGAGGCUAAGAAAGAAGCAUAUGAGGCCAAUGAGAAAAACAAAGUGCUCACCAAAGAAGUGAAGCGUUUCAAAGGCAAAAUGAAAAAUAUGAAAGGUUGUAUGGAGAAAUUGUUGGACAUCAUGGGUUAUGAUAUCUCAGAUUUAAUAACGAAUGAGGUUGACGAGGAGAGUGACGAAGUGUCAUCGGAUGGAGAAGAUCAGUGAAUUAUUUGAAAUGAUUUUGUCCUUAGCUUGUAGUUAUAUUUGACUUCACUUUUGAUUAGUAGGCAAUACAUUUCUUUAGCUAUGUAUUAAUAAAUUGAAUAUUAUUGACUUAUUAUAAAUUUUUGAAGUUAGUUAUUUACUUAUUUGUAAUAGUUGGAUGACUAAACUUUGCUUUGUAUUUAUUUAUGCUACAUAAUAAUGCAG